Molecule: messenger RNA, 3412 nt
Organism: Cuscuta epithymum
Lineage: Eukaryota; Viridiplantae; Streptophyta; Magnoliopsida; Solanales; Convolvulaceae
Source: the annotation of a GenBank genome assembly
UCUCCGUCUACAUCUUCUGAUCUCGUUUAUCAUUUUUGUUUUCUCCUUAAUUCACAAUUAAUUGUGUUUAACGCAAAAUCAUUCCGGACCGGCUGAACCAGUGGUUUCCGGCCAGAACUAUUCCGUAGCAAGAAUGGUGAAGUUCUCAAAGGAGCUGGAGGCUCAGCUUAUACCGGAAUGGAAGGAUGCUUUUGUGAACUACUGGAACUUGAAGAAACAUGUAAAAAGGAUCAAGCUUUCAAGACGAGCCAAAUCGGUUCAAGAUGGCCAUGAUUUUGGCCGGUCUAUUUUCGAUCCGGUUCGGGCUCUGGUCCAGAAGCUCUCUGGGAGGGACGGGGACGCCGGCGUCGAAAAGCCGGAAAGUUCUCAGGCGAAUAACCAAAGUAAAGGAGAAGAGAGUAGUGAUGGAGAACAAGAAAACUAUCCAGAAAUACGUGAGAAUGAAAAUGAGCUUGUUCAGUUAUUCUCCGAGGAAGAUGAGGUCAAUGUAUUUUUCGAAAAAUUGGAUGAAGAGCUUAAAAAAGUAAAUGAAUUUUACAAGAAUAAGGAGAGUGAGUUUCUUGAAAGAGGGGAGAACUUGAACAAACAGCUACAAAUUCUGUUGGAUCUGAAGCAUGUUAUCAAUGACCGUCGCCGGAAACUUCUCGGCGGUUCAAAAUCGGCUUCUCGAGGUUUCUCCCGCUCUUGCUCCUCCGCCCAAGACUCCGAUUCAUCCGAGAAUCGGAACGAAUGUUGUGUUAGUCCAACAAUGGAAGACAACACAACAUCAGAGACAGACAAUGUGAUCAGCGCACUAGAAAGGAACGGAAUAGGCUUUAUUCACACUUUGACAAAUAGGGGAAAAUCUAACAAGUGGAAGCCAAAGAUGGGAGUAAGAAUUGAGAUUCCAGCCACCACCCCAACACGGGCCAUCUCCACCAUCACAUCAAUGGUUUUGGAAGAUUUUCUCAACAACCCCAUCAAAGAAGGUGAAAGAGAAUAUGUGAAUAAUAGGAAAAUCCAAUGUGCUGAAAAGAUGAUUAGAAAGGCUUUUGUGGAACUCUACCGUGGGCUUGGAUUACUAAAAACAUACAGCUCUCUCAACAUGGUGGCUUUUGUGAAGAUCCUUAAGAAAUUUGAUAAGGUAUCUAAGCAGGAGACAUCUACAUGUUAUCUCAAGAAAGUGAAGAUGUCAUAUUUCGUUAGUUCUGAUAAGGUGGUUAGACUAAUGGAUGAAGUGGAGUCCUUAUUCACUCAGCACUUUGCUAAAAAUGAACGAAAAAAGGCAAUGAAGUUCUUGCGACCACAACGACCAAAAGAAUCUCAUAUGAUAACAUUUUUUUCUGGGUUAUUCACGGGAUGUUUUGUCACCUUAUUUGGAGUGUAUGGUAUAUUGGCACAUUUGAGUGGUAUGUUUUCCACUGGAACAGAAGUUGGCUAUGUUGAAACAGUCUACCCAGUUUUCAGCAUGUUUGCCCUAUUAAGCUUGCAUGUGUUUUUGUACGGGUGUAAUCUGUUUCUGUGGAAGAACACGCGGAUCAAUGUAAACUUUAUUUUUGAUCUACAACCAAAAACAGCCUUAAAAUACAGAGAUGCUUUCCUUAUUUGCACCUCCUUGAUGACUAUUGUUGUUGGAGCUAUGGUCGUCCAUCUCAUUCUCUUAUCCAAAGGAUUUACCUCUAAUCAAGUCGAUGUCAUUCCUGGCAUUCUCAUUUUGUGUCUUAUAGGAAUGCUUUUUUGUCCAUUCAACAUACUUUACCGCCCAACGCGCGUAUGUUUCCUUAGAGUGAUUCGAAACAUAAUUUGCUCUCCUUUUUACAAGGUUUUGAUGGUAGACUUCUUUAUGGCAGACCAACUUACUAGUCAGAUCCCCUUGUUGAGGCACAUGGAAUCCACAGCCUGCUACUUCCUUGCAGGGAGCUUCAAGACACACAAAUAUGAGACCUGCAAAUCCGGACGGAUGUACACGGAGCUUGCUUACGUCAUCUCCUUCGCGCCAUACUAUUGGCGGGCAGCCCAGUGCGCGAGGCGGUGGUUGGAUGAAGGCGACGCGAACCACCUCGCUAACUUCGGGAAGUACCUAUCGGCCAUGGUGGCCGCCGGCGCGAGGCUGACGUUCGCCGGACAACCGGAAUCGCAGCUAUGGCUGGCUAUUGUGCUGCUCACUUCAAUCAUAGCCACCACUUACCAGUUGUAUUGGGACUUUGUCAAGGAUUGGGGAUUUUUCAACCUCAAUUGCAAGAACACUUUGCUUAGGGAUGAUUUGAUUCUCAAGAAUAAAAUCAUUUACUAUUUUUCAAUUGCCCUGAAUUUUGUCUUGCGACUGGCGUGGGUGGAGACAGUGAUGCGUUUCAAUGUUGGAGUUUUUGAGUCACGCUUGCUCGACUUUUCUUUGGCUUCACUGGAGAUUAUUAGACGAGGACACUGGAACUUCUACAGGUUGGAGAAUGAACAUUUGAACAAUGUUGGAAAGUUUAGAGCAGUGAAGGCAGUGCCAUUGCCAUUUCGCGAAACAGACUCUGAUUGCUGAUAAAAGUAUUCUCAUUGUUGAAUAAACUCUAUUUUUAUUAUCCACAUGUAAAUACCAUGAAGUUGAGUUCUGGAUGUGCUAAACUGUAAAGAUCAUUAUAACACAAUCUUAGCUAUUGAAUUUUUAAAAUCUUAGACUGUAUAGUCGAUGGUGAUAUGAUUUCUGCAUGAUAUUGGAAUAUACUUUUAGAACUUUCCGUCCUUUAACAUUUCUGUGAUCCGUUUGGAGAGGCAAUAUGCUGUUGCCUGGAUGGUGAUCAUGGGGUUAACACCAACAGCACCAGGAAGUACACUGGCAUCACAGACAAAGAGCCCCUCCGCUUCCCAGCUCUCUCCAUUCUCAUCAACUGCUCCUUCCUUAGCGUUGGUCCCCAUUCUACAGCUCCCCAUUUGAUGGGCAGAAGAAUAGAUACUAAAGUCCUUCACCAUUGACUUUGGGCCCUCGGCUGCUAUUACUGUGUCUAAAAAUGCCUCCAACUCCUCUUCACUCUUUCCUUUACACUCAACUUUCUGGCCGUUACUCAGGUGUGUCCCCACCUCAACCGCUCCUGCUGCUAUUAAAAUCCUCAAUGUUUGGCGUAUCCCAACCGUUAGAUUUUCCUUAUCCAACGCAUCAAAUGUGUAGCUUAUCCUUCCUUCAGAUCUCACUUCUCCGGUCCCUUUGUCUUUGACCUGUUACAUUGCGAACAAAUGUGCAGUUCUUGAAUACUUGAGCAUUGUUUCCUUUAUGUCCAAACCAGACUUCCACGGGAGAAGUGUGGCAAACGACCCUGGCCCUAGGAUGGGAGCUUCUAUGAUGGCUCGCACAUUAGAUUCACCAUUUCCAACUUUAUGCACAGACGUAAUUAUCCCUCCCUCGUAGUUUUUCCCCUUGACCUCUGUAUUGGACUCCGGGAAGUACCCC